Molecule: messenger RNA, 1641 nt
Organism: Monascus purpureus
Lineage: Eukaryota; Fungi; Ascomycota; Eurotiomycetes; Eurotiales; Aspergillaceae
Source: the annotation of a GenBank genome assembly
GGUGACCUGGUAAGCGAUUGUGGAAAGCAUGCCCUUUAAGGCCCAGGACAAGCCCAUAUCGGCCCUAUGAGUAGACUACAGUAGCCAUGUCGAUUGACCAGGCCCCCGUGGUAAGAAAGAAAAACAGUGAAGUAGAAAAACGCCUGUUUUCAGACAAAGAAGCUGUCGACGGUCUUCAGUGUAUCUGGCAUUAAUCUGGGCGCAUAAUUAUGACAAGACCGGGAGAGCGGUAACUGCUGGGGCGUUUUUCAGGUCGUUUCUUUGACAUUAAUUAAUCCUGCUUAAGGUUCUUAGCGCGCGUUGGGCCGAACUUGUCAUUCUCCAAACUCUGUUUCGACUCGAUGUUAUUUUUGCCUCCUUUGUAGCCAUUUUCUUUGAGUCCAAAAAGGUGGAAGAAGGGGAAACCCAUCAAAUCCAGUCUGUGGGCAAGAAGAGGACACCUGGAAAGGGGAAAUACGUUUUCGCCAGCGAAUCUUCUAAUAAUAGACCUCCCGACGCAAGAAAGGAGAUGGACAAAAAGAAUAUGGAGAAAACAAUAGACAGUACCGAAACGAUCCCAGAGGUCUUCGAGUCUCGCAAACGUAGGAUCCUUGAUGAUCUUUCGGUUCCGGAUGCAGAGUAUACGGAUCUUUCGCCUAAAGGAUCAGUAGACGAAGGCAUCCGUGAUCUCAUCCGGGAUAUCAAUGCGCUUCCAGGCCUGGUGACAACUAGCAGUUGCGCCGGACGUAUCAGCGUGUUCCUCGAGGGCAAGAAAAAGCAGAAUCACGAACCGCAACAGCAGCAACAAAGGCAGUUUGCGCCCUCGGGAGGGAAAGGCACGGGGAGAUGGCUCUAUGUCUCCCAUGAGCCUUUGGAGAGGCCAGAGUCCGGAAAGGAUGUGACAACUCUGCAUGAGCUGUUUGGACUUGUUCCUGAUGCUGAUUCUGGUGCUGGAAGUCGUGGGAAAAUACCAAAGUUGAUCGAAGAUGGCCAUGCUCCUCGUCUAGUCCGAUUUCAUUUCGAACCCAUGAUCCUCCAUAUAAUGACAGCUACCCUCUCCCACGCCCAACCAGUCCUCGCAGCCGCAUCUAGUUCCGGGUUUCGUGAAAGUGGUCUCCAAAGUCUCCGUUGUUUAGAGGCUGAAGAUGGUUCGAGUCCCAUCGUCGCCGUACGUUCUUCUGGGUUGUCUCUGGAGUCCAUCAUUGGGUACUGUGAUGACGACGAUAGUGUCGCCCCUGACCAGAAGCCCGUAGUUCAUAGUCUUGUCUCAGAGGAAUACCUGCAAUUGUUGGUUUCUAUCUCUAAUGAGCGUUUCGCCGUGAAUACCGAGCGAAAAGAGCGAUUUUGUAAAGCCCUCCUAGAUGCCUGCUCCCCGGAUCGAGCACAGGGAUUCAAGGGCAAAAUGAAGGGGAAACGUCCUGGCUGGGAGGAUCCCGAGAAACGAAGAGAAAGGAAGAUGGCAGAGGGGCUUUUGAGGAAGAAACUUCUUUUCGAAGCCCAAGGAAAAACAGAGGGUGGAAACAGGACGGAAGGAGACGAGCUGGGGGGGAUAGGCGACUUACUAUGAAAAUUAUGUUGACUACUUAUUGUUAAAAAAGAAUUAACUCCCUUCCUCCCAGAUCCAUUUCCUGCAAGAAGACGUACGGAAGCUGAUACGAGCAU